Messenger RNA from Pyricularia pennisetigena, 1164 nucleotides. RefSeq lists its product as uncharacterized. The transcript has 2 exons. NCBI's taxonomy places the organism in Eukaryota, Fungi, Ascomycota, Sordariomycetes, Magnaporthales, Pyriculariaceae. Bases 1 to 1164 code for a protein of 387 amino acids. Gene Ontology annotation, biological process: regulation of transcription by RNA polymerase II. Gene Ontology annotation, cellular component: nucleus. The record is from RefSeq and is a predicted model, not a curated record.
AUGAGUGUGGCAUACGAACCCCGGAACUUCAUACACGAUGGCAGCUAUCCGCCCAUCGGCGACACGCACGAUAUGACGGACCUGCAGGGCGUUCACGAGGUUCACGAUGUCCAUGAAAGCCAUAACGUCCACGAAGCUCAUGACGUUCACGAACAUCACGAAGUUCAUGAAACCCAUGAUUUGCCCGAUGUCCACGAUGUUCACGCGGUCCACGAGCUGCAAGCGGCACAGGGCGUGGCAGACGUAACCGAUGUUACCGACCUGCAAGACGCUCAUGAGCUGCACGAUCCGCACAAUGUUCACGACGUUCAGCACGAGGUUCACGAAGUCCAUGAUGUACAUGACGUCCACGACGUCCACGAGCUGCAGGCAGACGAUGGCGCACGUUUCGACGAUGCAGAUGUGGUAACCGAGUUGGCAGCUGCAGUCAACGGCUAUCAUGACCACGCACCUGAGCCGUUGAUGGGAGAGCCGGAACAAAGGAUGGUUUUGGUACAUGGCCUUCCCGAUGUGCCGGAGCCACCACAGAUGUCUCCAGAGAUGGUGGUGAAAGAAGCCGAGUCGCCUCAACCGACAGGAGCACCAAGGAUGAAGGCAAUACCCAAGCCUGCCCGCCAAGCCACAAAGAACCUGACCGGAAAAUUCAUCUGCACAUGGCCGAACUGCAAUGAAGAGAUUCGAGAAUUCAGUCGCAAAUGUGAAUGGAACAAACACAUGGACAAGCACGACAGGCCGUAUAAGUGUACGGCAGAAGGCUGCGAAAAGCUUCCGGGCUUCACUUACUCUGGUGGCCUCCUGCGUCAUGAGCGCGAGGUUCACGCAAAGCACGGGGGGCCCAAGAACCCUCUCAACUGCCCUCAUCAAACCUGCAAGCGCCACACGGGCAAGGGCUUCUCGCGCCAGGAGAACCUCAACGAGCACCUGCGGCGGUGUCACCGGAAUGGUUCCCCAUCUAACGCAGAUGGCGACACGGAUGACGCGGCAAGUGAGACGGGUGCCAAGCGGAAACGCGAGACCGAGGAUGACGUUGCCGAGCUGCGUGCCGAAGUCAAGAAGCAGCGACUCGAGAACGAGGAGUUGCGGCAAAAACUCGACACCCAGACGCAACAGAUCGCCGCCAUGAUGCAGCAAAUCACAGAUCUCCAAGCACGCGACCUAAUGUAG